Molecule: messenger RNA, 5521 nt
Organism: Oryza sativa Japonica Group (Japanese rice)
Lineage: Eukaryota; Viridiplantae; Streptophyta; Magnoliopsida; Poales; Poaceae
Biological process (GO): meristem maintenance; meristem development
Source: RefSeq, a predicted model, not a curated record
GUAACGAAGAUCGGACGGAUCGAUCCAUUCCCCUUCACUCCCUCGACUCGACAUCGCCGGAGCAAUGGCCUCCGACGCCGACGCCGACGAGCUCCGCCUCGUCCUCUACCUCCCCAUGGACAUGGCCAAAGGCCACGGCGCGCGCCGCCCCGCCCACCUCCUCCCCCCGCUCGCCGGCGCCCCGCCCCCGCCUCCCCCCUUCCGCCCGCCUCCUCUCUGCGCCGCCGCCUCCAACGCCGAGGCCCGCGUCUCCUUCCGCGGAUGGCUCGGCGGCCCCCGCCACUGGGACCUCUGGGUCGCCAAGCUCCGCCCCCUCCACGACCGCCUCUGGCGCCACCUCGGGAUCCUCGACGCCAUCGUCGCCUCCACCUACAGGUUCAAGCGGGACGCCGCACUCGUCCUCCACCUCGCCUCCUUCUGGUCGCCGGCGACCAGCUCCUUCGCCUUCCCGUGGGGCGAGGCCACCGUCUCGCUCCUCGACGUCGCCCUCCUCGGCGGCCUCCCCGCGAACGGCGGCCCGGUCCUGGCGCCGCUGCCGAGCCACUGGCGCGCCGACGAGGCCGCGCUCAACGCCGUCCGCCUCGGCUUCAACCGCAGCGCCUGCAAGAAGGCGCACCACUCCGCCUGGAUCAGCCACUUCCUCACCGGCCCGGCCGCCGACCCCGUCGUCGAGCACGCCGCCUUCCUCUCGCUCUGGCUCACGCGCUUCGUCCUCCCGGGGCACCCGGAGUCCACCAUGCGCCAGUCGCUCUUCCCGCUCGCCGUCCGCAUGGCGCGCGGCGACCGCGUCGCGCUCGCGCCCGCCGUGCUCGCCUCCAUUUACCGGGACCUGCGCGAGCUGAAGGCCUUCCUGUCAUCCUCCAGCGCCGCCGCCACCGGCGAAUUGCUCUCGCCAUUGUCAGUCUACGCGCCAUUCUACCUUCUCCAGCUCUGGGCGUGGGAGCGAUUCCCGGCGAUCAGGCCCGCAAAGGCGAACCCCAUCAAGGCCGGCGAGCCUAGGGCCGCUCGCUGGAAUGAUGUCAGCAAUAAGAUCGACCCGGCGGUGCUCCGCAAGGCGCUCAACUCCGGGAGCAGCUUUGUGUGGCAGCCGUAUACAAUCUCUGUGCAGCCGUGCGGCUGGGUUCGUGGCUGCCAUGUCUCCGGGAACGACGAGCUCACAUCGCUCGCGCAUUGCUUGCGUGCUUGCGAGCUUGUGGGGAUGGAUUGCAUUGAGCAGUAUCUCCCGCACCGUGUCGCGAUGCAGUUUGGACUGGAUCAAGAUGUGCCCGGGGAUGUUCAACGAGCCAACGACGAUUGCAGGGUUGCGUGGGAGACCUACCAUUUGGAGGGGAAGAAUGUAGCUUUCUUCAUCCCCCAGUCCGAGCCAGGGGUCACUGCGCGAUAUGCAGAGUGGUGGAGGCAGCCCUUGCCACAUUCUCAUCUUGAUGUUGGUGCAGCGAGCACAGUGGUAGAAUCGAAGGUUUCCAAGCGUAAGGUGAAGAAGACACUAGUAGCCAUUGAGGCCGAGGAGGAGAAGGAGCGGAAGCUGAAGAAGGCUCGAGUCUUACCUAGUAACAAUGAUAAAAAGCGCAAGCUGCAAGAGUUGUAUGAUGCGAAGCUGUCAGAUUGCCUUGCAGCUGCAAGGGAUGAGGGUGCUGGCAGCUGCGAUAGGGGGUCCUUGCCAUUAUCUGACAUGGAAUCAGAAAAGGCCUUGUUGUCUCAUGUUGAAACUAUCAAUGAUGAUAUUGUGCUACUUGUGCCCAGGAAGCAGACAGCAGCUCCUGAUGUAAAUUUGAUCAAGGAUAACAUGAAUCUGGCUACAGGAGAUAGAGGGAGCCUCGAAGCCACACCACCAGUUGGAAUGGAGGAGAAGGAUGAGAUGCCGAAAGCCCAGCAGACAUGUAAUGUAGAGCAUCCAACGCACCAACCAUAUUGUCAGGAGACAAAAGCAGCCCCAUCAACAGAAAUCACUAAGGGUGAAUCAAGUGGCAUUGUUUUGGCAAAUGUUAAUGAACUGGAUAGGGGGAGAACACCCGAUGUCCCUAAUUGGCAUGAAGAGGCUGUACCUUCAGAGGCUAUGGAGAAAGAAGAAUCCAGAUAUCAUUUGAGUGAUGUUGUUUGUAAUGAUGAAAGCAUUAAGGAAGUUGUAACAGUUGAUAAACCUCUAGAUGUCUCCAGUGAACCUGAAGGAGGUGCUACCGCAAUGCCGGAGGAGAAAAUGCUUAAUGUCUCUGUAGACAUGUCUCUUGAUGCCACAGAUAGGCCAGAAGAAGGUACCACCAUUAUGCUGGAGUUGGAGAACGAAGCCAACCUUUCAGUUGAUGAAUCAUGUCGUGUGUCAAACAGUCCUGAAGAAGUUUCUGCAACGGUUGGAGGAGAUAAAGAAGAAAAGGUUGCCAUUGAUGAAGCGGAUGAAGGAAAUGGAACUUCAGAAGAUGUAGGAACAGCUGCAUUGGGAUCAAUCUGUUCUAUUGAAGUUGCGCCUGGGAGCAAACAGGAAGUUGAUACAGGUGUUAUUAAUAUUUCUCAUGAUGCAGUGACUUUACCUGAUGAGGUGCUUCCAGUUCAGCAGCCAAAUGAUGGAGAAACCACUCGUCGUGAUUUUGUCACUGAGGAACAGAGGAAGGCCUGUUGCAUCGAAGAGAUUGGAGGAGAAAACAGCCAGAUGGUUGAGAAAGCUAGCAAGCAGAAGCCCCACGAAGCUCACCAGGUUAACAUGGUAGAAUGUGGAGAAGAUAUUAAUCCCAUGAAAAAUGACAAUGAGGAUGAGCAUGAUAAAAUUCCUCAACCACUGGAGAAUGCCAUCUCGGACAGCAAUAUGACUAGUGUAUUUUCAGGUGUUCCUGAAGCAGAGAAUGCAGAUACGGAUAAAGGUCUGUUCCUAGCAAAGAAAGACUCUGAAGACAUGCCCAAGGAAGUUGUAGGAGCAGAGGGCUCACAGCAGGAUCAAUUUACUACUUCAACACAUGAAGUUGUAGAUGAGCACAACGAAGUUGCUGAAGUAGAGCCAGUCUUGGCAGAACCAAAUAUGCAUGGCCAGUGUGAUGGUGAGAAGCCCGAUGAAGGCAAGGUUUUAAGGGAGAAAGACACUGAGGAGAAUGCCAAGAAUGCUCUUGGAGUAGAACAGAUAGAAAGACAAGACAAGGCACUGACAGAGAGCUGCAUACAUGAAGUGGAGCAGGUGGAUGGACAAAGCGAGAGACUCACAAGGACAGGUGUUGAGGAAAAGCAUGCAGAAAUCACUCAAGAACAAGAAAAUGAAUUUGAUAACGGUGUGAUGGAAACUUCAAAGGUUUCAGUCAAUGGUGCGAUGCCUUAUAGUACAGCUAGUAUACAAUCAGAAGGAGAGCAGAAGGAAGCUUCUGAUAAAGAUAUGGCGGAGAAGCAAAGCAAUCAGGAUAUUGAGUCCAUUGAUGAGAGGGAUUCAUUGUCUGAUGCAGCUGCUACGGUUUUUGAAGGAGCAGAUGACCACAUAACUUUGGACACGAAUGAGGAAGCGACUAGGAAACAUACGCAUGACUGUGGAAGCAUAUGUGAGAACAAGGGGACACAAAUGUUUCAAGAAGGCUGUAAGCUGGACAGCGGGGUGAAAUCGGAUAUUGAUAUUAUGGAGAUUGAAACUCAAGCUACAGAAGGAAUUCAGAACCAAGAAACUAUGGAGUUGGACAAGCAAGAAAUGGAGGAAGAACAGAAUCCAGGAACAACAAUUGAAAACAACAAAAUGAAAAUACCGGAAGAAGAUGCCAGUACAUUUAGCUGUGGUGAAAUUCAAACUGAUCCACAUAGCACAGAUGUUAAUGAGGUUGAGUUCACCACAGGAACGCAGAACGACGAACAUUUGGACAUCAAGGAAGAACUGAUUAUGGACAGAAGGUUAGAUUGUGAAAUUAAAUAUGGAAACGAAAGACCCUUGGAAGAGGCCAACACAUUUGGUGGUUGUGAUGGUGGGGUGGAUAACAUUGGUGUUGCUUUGGAUGUUAAUGAGGAAAAUUCUAUUAAAGAAAUGCAAAACCAGGAAAUUCGCAGCACAGAGGAGUUCCAGGCUGGGGAGACCAAUUUGAACAAUGGAGCUGAAAAUGUGGAUGAGAAGAGGAUUUUGGAAGACGCAAGUACACUUGAUAUUCGUGAUUCAACUAAUGCGGUAGUUAAUGGGGCUGAAUCAACAGAAGGAACUCAGAUCCUGUGUGCUUUUAACACGGAGAAGGAGCUAGAAGUUCAGGAGAAGCAGGACCAGGGAACAGAAAAUGAGAACAGAAACCAAAAUUUGGUCAACACAGAUUCGUUUGAAUGUGGGGUGGAACCUCAUGGGACCCUGAAAACUACUCAUGAGACUCUUCCUACAGUGCAAGUUGUUAGCACAUCAGGAGAUACAUUUUCUUCGAAGAAUGAGCAGAACGAUGUACCCUGGGAGGACCAGAACAAAUCAGAUGCUGAAGUGUCUGAAUCAAACCAAACUGCACCAAAGGAGUCCGAAAGGACUAUUCCACCAGAGCAUGAAGACCGGGAAGAAGAGAAAGAAGAAAAUAUGGAGAAUAAGAUAGAAAUAUCCAUAGGUAGAGAGAAUGAUGAAGUAUCUGAACAAGAGACCUCCACAGAGGAAUGUAUCGUUGCUCCUUCAGGUAUGGAUGACCGGGACGAGAAUAACAAAGGAUGGGCUGAAGAAUCUGUACAAACCUAUGGUAGGUAUGCUUCUGAUCCAGUAAACACAUCUUGGCAGCCCAGCAAAUUUGGCAAGCCAGGUAUGGAAGAGUCUAGGAGAACACAUAGUGGCAGAUCCAUCUAUCUGAGAGACAUCAAAGAAUCACAGGGAAGGACUCGCUCUGAAACAUCAAACAAAUUACACAUAAACAGUGCAGGGUACUAUUCUCGACAUGCCGUUCCUGAACCAGUUUCAGUCACCAGGGAAAUCAAAGUGCCGUUGUAUGACAGUACAAGGGCCUCUGGAAGAGAUCGUGGACCAGAGCUAGUGGUGACAGGUCCACCAGAAGAGACUUCUCGAUGGCGACAAGAACAAUACGCACUUCAAAUUUUAGAAGACGUGCAAAAUGCUCGCGUUGCAGAGAAAACUAGGAUGGAGAUGGAGAUCAGAAUACUGAAGGCACAGGUUUCUAGCAUGCAGAGACAAGCGAUGAACUUGGAUCGUGUUGGUGAUGUAAUUUCUAGAGCAAAAAGACAUUGACCUUUCCAUAGUCUCUACAUGCUUAGGAGUUUGUUUCGUACCAAAAUUUUGGUGAAGAAUUGUACUGCUCUCCCUUUGUGAGAUCAAAUCAAAGCAUGCCAGUUUGCUCAUGUUGACUAUUCAUGGAGGCCAGAAUUCACUUUUCCCUAUGUUAGGUUUUUUCUUUUUUCAGUUAAGAGUACCGACACUAGGAAAUGAUGGGAACUUUUACAUUCAGAAUCAAGGAGAUAUAGAAAACAUCAAACCUAUCCCACAUUGCACUGUCAGGUUCUCCUCAAAGUUGUGGACAUAUUAUAAAUGAUUUGCAACUGUAUUCUAACACGUUAUGAGUCUUAGUUCAGUGUGACUUCUGUUUUCUAGCCA